AAAUGUUGACACCUAGUGGCCAUUGUUGGUAAAACAAGUGUGACUAUGCGUUCACAUGAGACACGGUAGAGGUGUCAAAAAACGCGCUAUUUGCUUGUAGUUGGACGCUUGAACAUUUCGAGUUUACUCACUUUAUUCGUGCGUGAAAGCCACGCAUGAUAUUUUACUGUGGGCUCACACCAAACCCGAGUUCAACCAUUUGCGCAAGUAGAUUACAUACAAAUUCAAUGCAAAGACGCGAUCAGACACGUCCUUGCGUGGGGCGAUGCGAAUGACGCAAUAUGGGUGCCGCGUUUGCCGCGAAAACAUGCGCUAAUAGUCUCAAAUUCAUCUUCUCUAGGGAUGGGCAUUUUCCAGUAAUUUAAUAUUCGAAUAUUUAAGCUCAUAAAGAACGAAUAUUCGAAUAUUCGUUUAUUUAAAUUACGUUAAUUAAGACAUAUGUGUUUUGUAUUUUUCAUUUUGUCACAAUUUCACAGUGGGCUUAUAAUUAGGAAAUAUCCACAACAAGCUAAGCUUAUAUUCUGUAUAUAUGUAUGUAUGUAUUUUUAAGUUGAAAACAUUGUAAAAAAUAUAUUUUUAUAAUUCUUCUUAAAAAAUAGCCUACAGAAAAAUGGUGUUAAAACCCGCACGGAGCGAAGUCUGAGUCAAAUAGUUUCAAGUCGGUCGUUAGUACGAAUUCAGUACUGUUUGAUCUUACAGAAAUUAUAUUAUACCAAAUAUAAUACCCAAACCCAAGUGAAGUUUAAAGUUUGAGGACUUGGAAAAAGUACGCUAUCAUCAAGUAAACAGACUCAAAACACCAAAGAAGAACCCGGAGCGAACGAAAAUACUUAGACUACAUAACAGACGGCUCGGUCGGCAUAUGAAUGUCUUCUCUGUUUAGUUUGACAUGUUUUUGUGAAGAAAGACAACCACAUCUAGUCUACCUGCUCCGGUGAAAGCCUGUUCUUCUGAAUACAAUAAUGCCGGGCUGCGGAGAAAACUGUGCUCCGCGGUGGUUAUCCGGUAAAAACAACAGACAGAUCUAACAAGAAUAUCUGAAUUUAACAUUAUUUUACAAAUAACGUAAGCUGGCUUAAUACCUUAGUGGUGACUGUGCAAAGUUACAAGCUUAAUUUAACAACACAAAGACGGGCUAUUACUGUUUGAGAAGCACGUCUAAAUAACACGCGAGCCGGUGGCCAAAAACAGACAACCCGGAGUUAAAACUAAAUACUUAAAUUCGUCUGCAAACAAACAAUCAGAAAUACAUGUAUAUUUUACAUUAAAAUCUGUAAAAGACAGUAUAGAUGAAGUAAAAAAGCAUUAAAUAAGUCGUAACCCUUUGGUGGCACAUUAAAAACAAACAUUCGAAUAGCAUUUUUUUUAUAUUCGAAUUAUUAUUGCAGAUCGAAUAGUCGAAUAUUCGUGGCCAUCCCUAGUCUUCUCCCAAGUUGAAAAUAUUCAACUCGAGCGAAAAAUUCACAUGACAUGAAGUUAAAUCCCGCGAGUAAUCUAGAGCGAGUAACGUGAUGCCCAGCAUUUGGUGUGUACGUAGAAUUAGUCAUUCGAGACAUUCACACGGAAAUUCGCAUCAUGAGAGGGGCUUCUGCGACUCUGCUCGCUUCCUGUAAUCACGUCACUAUAGAGCAAACUCUUGAUUGGUUAACGUGGUGCGAAUAUCCGUGCCACGCCAUUCGUGUGUACAGCAGGAUGCCUAUUCAUGUCUUUGAAUUGACUUAAGAUGUAAAUCAAUCACGCUUACCGCCUCUUCCGCGUCUGGUGUGAACGCACAGUGACAGAAUUUUUUUUGUGAUUUUACCUUGAAAUUUGGUCAAUCACAUUUGAAAUCACAACUAGUUUAGACUUAUGUCUUUAAUUUGUUAGCAUUCCUGGCGUGAAACAUUUAAUUUUUAUAAUUUUAUGCAUACAAUAUAUAGUUUUUUGCAUUUGUUUGUGUUUAUUAAAGUAAAUGUAAAGUGCCAUAAAAAAUGUUAUUUAACAUUUCACAUCCAGACACUAACAGGUAAAGGGGUUAACUAGGCCUAGUCCUAGUGAAACCAGGCCCAAGACUAAAGUCCAUUCUUUCCACUGGGGGGCGACAUUGUACAGCCAUUACAGUCACAGUACAACAAAACCUUUACAAAGAUAUCAACUGUGUCAAGUUGAUCAAAUAUCAAUGCUACUUCCACCAACAGCACCCUUGCUUUAAAUAUAUAUAUAUUAUUAUUUCAAGAAAACACUUUUUAGCCCUAACAGCAAAUGCAUUGCAAUUUAGCACAUUACAUCAUAUUUAAACCCUACACGGCAUUAAACUAAACUUGCAUGCUUCAGUUCAUUUGUUGUACUUUACUCUGUUUAUGUCUCUUCUAUUUUCAUCUAAGGUGUCGCCUCUGGUACCGGACAGGCCCACAUUUGAUCCAAAAUAGCAGUGCUAAUAUAUGAAUUUGUUUGAAGAGCAGAUUGUGUACAGGUCUGUGGUAUAUAAAUAUAUACACAGGGUCUUUUACCCAAGCAGCUCACAGGUACAUUUUCUUUUCCCAGGUACUAAUGUGGUUAAAAUCUAGCUUUCUUUCCAAACAACGUUUUAUGAAGAAACCAAGCCACAUGGAAAGUGACGGUGGUCUUUAAGAGAUAUUUUACAGUUUAAGACCGAAUGGAUGGGUGACAACAUCUGGCCUAAACUGAUGGAAAGAAUACAGAUAUUUUUUUACUCUAACACUAUACGGAUAUUGCACAGACAUCAUGUUAAUGUAAAGUCAAUUGACUCUUCUAAAUAACUCAAUGCAUGACAGGAGUGAAAAUAAAGACUUCUUCGUGCGUGUUAUUUGUGGAAGUCUAUGGAACGGCACUGGGAUUGGAGGCAUGGGGCCACUUGGCUGUCCUUUGAAGAUGGUUUCGAACUCCUCCCUCACUCCGAUGCCCGUCUCUCAUUCUGCUGGAGGAAGAUUGUACGUCACUGUGGGUGCACAUAUAAAAUUGUCUUUGGCUGCAUCCAGCCGUCUGUACACUGAUGUCGCAGCGCUGCACUGUAAUUUGUGUUGGUGAUGAGAGCGUUUCAGGCUCAUUUUAAGUUUGCAAAACUCCUCGUGAAGACUGACUAACUCUGUCGAGAUCCAGAAGUCGUACUGUUGGAUUUGGCUUGGCGUGCUGUUACCAUGAAGACAUGGAGGUGUGGAUUACUGAUGGUUUGUGUUUUAAUGCUGCACAUCCAGGGAUUCCAGCAAGAGGAAAAUCAAGCCGGUUGUAGCACAACUCCAAAUGACCUUGCGUACAUCAUCGAUGGCUCCUCGAGCUUGGGGGUCCCCAAUUUUGAAACAGCCAAACAUUGGCUCAUCAACAUCACCAGCGGCUUUGACGUGAGCAGCAUGCACACUCAGGUGGCGGUUGUCCAGUACAGCGAUACGCCUCGUCUGGAGAUUCCUCUGGGAAAGCAUCAGAACAACCAGGAACUCAUCCAGGCCAUCUCCUCCAUCUCGUACCUGGGGGGCAACACGCGGACGGGCCGCGCCAUCAGAUUCGCCACGGACCACGUCUUCGGGAUGCCUAAUCACACUUCCCCGUUUGCCAGAAACCGCAUUGCCGUGGUUCUCACAGAUGGGCGUUCACAGGACGAUGUCGAGGAUGCUGCCAUGGAGGCCAGAGCUCAGAACAUCGUUUUGUUCGCAGUCGGCGUGGGAAAUGAGAUCACCAACACUGAGCUGGUGUCCAUGGCUAACAAGCCGUCCUCUACCUAUGUGCUGCACGUGGAGGACUACAACUCCAUCUCAAGCAUAUGGGACCUGAUGGAGCAGAAAAUCUGCGAGGAGUCGGUGUGUUCGAGUCGAAUCUCUGGGACGGUGAAUGAUCAGAGGGGUUUUGAUCUGAUGAAUCUGAUGAAUAUUGAGCCGAUGUCACAGACGGUUCAGGGUUCUCUGAUAUCAGAGAAAGCGUCAAUGCUCAGCACACGUUUGGACAUCACAUACGACACCAGAAAGAUAUUUCCAAAAGGCCUCCCACCGGCCUAUGUGUUUGUAGCCACAUUGCGCUUGAAGAGCCCAGCUCACCGGCUGAAGUUUGAUCUCGUGAGGGUGUUGUCUCAGGACGGAGUCAAACAGAUGGCUGUGACUGUGAAUGGAGCGGACAAAUCAGUCACCUUUACCUGCACCAGCACCCUAAACAAAGAGCAGACUGCUGUAUUUAAUGACCGAGGAAUAAAGAGGCUCUUUGACACAAAUUGGCAUCAGCUGAAGUUCCUGGUAAGACCCAGACGCAUCACGUGCUUCAUCGACGGCGCGUAUGUAGAGGAACAGCUGCUGGAUACGGUGGUGCCCAUCUAUAUUAAUGGGAAGACUCAGGUGGCCAAGAAAGUCAAUAUAGAGACAACAGUCCCUAUUGUCCUUCAGAAGUUGAGAGUUUACUGUGACCCAAUGCAAAGUGAACGGGAGACAGCAUGUGAAAUAUUUUCUGUGGAUGAUGACAGGUGUCCUUUGGAUCGCUCUCUCUCUGUAGAUGGAUGUGAUUGUCCUGGUGGGAAACCAGGCUUGCCCGGAUUACCAGGACCUAUGGGAUUCAGAGGAGAGAAAGGCAGAGAAGGACCACCUGGUCCUGACGGUAAACCUGGUAAGCCAGGGGAGAAGGGGGCAUCUGGACAGCCUGGUCAAGAUGGACAAAAAGGUGAAGCCGGAGAACCAGGACAAAAGGGGGAAAGGGGGCUGGAUGGAGCCAGAGGAGAAAUGGGGCCACCAGGUCCACCGGGGCCAAUGGGUCCAUCAGAGCCCACAGGCUCUGGAUUUUCCAAGUUGAAUUUAGGUGACUAUGGAAUGCAUGAAAUCAAGGGAAUUGCAGGAGAGCAGGGGGAAAUGGGACCAAGCGGAAAACCUGGACCAAUUGGUGAACCUGGUCUACCUGGUCUACCUGGGCUUGCUGGUCCUAAGGGAGAGAAAGGAGAUGAAGGAGCUGCGGGUUCUGACGGAGAACCAGGAAUCCCUGGUAUACAGGGACUUCCUGGAGAGGUGGGCCCUGUUGGACCUCAGGGCGAGCGAGGUACACCAGGACCGGCGGGUUUUACCGGACCAAUGGGACAGCAGGGACCGCCAGGCCCAGCUGGCCCGCCGGGUAGAGAAGGCCCUGCUGGUCCAAAGGGAAAUUCUGGGUUACGUGGACACGAUGGCCUUUCUGGACUGCCGGGUGCUAAAGGUUUAGACGGAGAGCCAGGCAUUCAAGGUCCACCUGGCAUUAGAGGUCUACCAGGCUUUAAAGGUCAUAAGGGUGAUGAAGGCUCAAUCGGACCAAAGGGAAGUCAGGGCGAGAGGGGCAGCCAAGGACAACCUGGAGCUCCUGGACAAAAUGGUGAGCCGGGGUCCAAAGGAAACAAAGGAGAGCCUGGUGUAUCAGGGGAUCCCGGGAGCAGAGGGGCGAAUGGGAUAAAGGGUGACAUGGGUCCAUCAGGGCCACCUGGAUCUCGUGGGUCUUCUGGUCUUGAUGGCUUACCAGGGCAACCAGGAAUUCCAGGUUAUCCAGGGAAACCUGGCAAGCCACCUUCAGAGGAACAGCUAAUGAAGAUCUGUGCAUCUGUGCUGCAAAAUCAGCUGCCACAGCUCCUUCAGGUGAUGGGACAGCAAAGUUGCCAACAGUGUGAAACCAGAAAAGGACCACCAGGUGAUCCAGGUUCUCCUGGUUUAAAGGGCCCACCUGGAUCACCAGGGGACCCUGGCACGGCAGGAGCUCCAGGCUACCCGGGUCCACCAGGGAGGAGGGGACCAGAAGGGGUUAAAGGUGAUAUUGGGCCGAUGGGUAUGAAAGGUGCCAAAGGACACGGUGAAGUUGGGUUGCCAGGUCCACCUGGUCCAGCAGGUUUGCAGGGCCCACGUGGAAAUGAUGGUGAGGGAUAUCCUGGUCCUUCUGGUCCGCCAGGCAAACCUGGCACACCAGGCAUUCCAGGCAAACGUGGGUCUCCAGGAUCAAUGGGUGUUUGUGACCCCUCGUCUUGUUAUCAAUCCUAUGGUCUUCAGGACGAUCCUUAUAGGAAAGGACCUAACUUUUAACAGCAGGACAGUGAGAUCUAAAGGCCAAUUCACACUGGUCCAACUCCAACAAACCCCAACAUUUUAAAGUCUCAUUUACUUUGAUCCAACAACUGCCAACAGGGGUUUCAAACUGACCCAACAGAUUAACAGAUGCGUCUUUUGGCGUUAAAUUAUGCGAUCGCAUAAUCACGUUUUUCUGGAGGGACUGAUCCGUGUGAAUUGACCUUUACUGAUUGUUGUCAGCAUUGACCUCAAGAACUGUAAACCUCUAAAGAUCAUUGACUUUAAAUAUGUGAUGUGUGUGUUUUCUGUCAGAAUCUUGUACUGCGUGUGAUGCAGUUCCUGUUUUUUUUAUUUUGAUGAUUAAUUAUGUUUACACUAAAGCGUUGGGUUAAUAAGGGACAAACCCAAUUUUUUUUUUUUGACCCAUAACCCAACAUUAAUAUGCUGAAACAACCCAUGCUGGGUUCAAAACGACCAAUUUUCAUUAAAAAAUUUUAGUGAAUACCUUUAAAAUGUUUAUACUGUAUCCACUGCACUGCCCUAGCCAAGCUACCUCUGUACGGGAUGUGAAGCAAUUUUUGUUGGCUAUACUACGACACCAGUACAUUCACUUCUGCUCAGUGGCUUUUCUUGAUUUACGUAAAAUGUUUGUUUCGCUAAAAAUGUUUUUAUUUAAUUAUACUUUUAAUCAGUGGCAGCCGGUGACUCCUUUUUCGAGGGCGCACGAUGCGAAGAUCGUCACAACAUGUAUGUAGCCCGUUAAGUGUCUGCUGCAGACGCGUUGAAGGAGUUUAUGAAUAAAGUUACAUGUACGCUCGCGUUUGCCAGAUACUCGCUUACUGUAAUCUCAUGUGUAAUCAAAGUUGACUGUUAAAUGAGUGUUUUGCGAGUAUUUUGUGAACGUGAGCGUCUCUUUUAUCAUAAACCUUUUGGGAAUGUGUGCAACAGGCACUUAUUUGGACAUUGCACGCCCCAACAGGGGCGUCAGUUUGUGUUGGAAAGUGGUGGGGACAAAAGAUCAGAUGAAAAAACAUUACAGCAGGAUGGGAAAAAUAAUGAAUAACGGUGCAUCAAAAAUGGGCAUAGUGUAGGCCAGUCAACAACACGAAAAUACUCUGCAUAAAACCCUCAACAAUGUUGACUGCACAUGUAAUGCAGGGUUCGCGGUAGACGCGGCAAGCGCGAGUGAUUUACAUGUUAAAACAAUGCAAAGACGCGAUUAGGCAUUGUGUGGCGCGGUACACGCGGUAAGCACACGUGGUAAUGGCGAAUUGAGCGAUGCCGCGGGAAACACGCAAGUUUAAAAAACCUGAACUUCCGCGGAAUUCCGCGCUGCGUUAACCAAUCAGGACCUUGCUGAAGUAGUGACGUGAUUACAGGAAGCGAGCGGAGUGGCGGAGUCGCAGAAGACCCUCCCUCACGCGCGAAUGAAGCGAGUGAACUCAAAUGUUCAAGCAUCCAACUAGGCGCGAAUAGCGCGUUUUUGCCGCCUCUACCGCAGCUGGUGGGAAUGUACCAUAAUGCUGCGUUUACACCAACCGCAUUUGAAGCGUCAAAAUCGCGUCUACUGCGCCUAGUUUGCCUCUUGAACAGUUUGAAUGCAUUCGGGCGUCUAGAGCGAAGUAGACGUGCGGAAAAAGCAAGCAUUUGUCGCGUGUCAGAGGCAAAAUCCGCUUCUUGUGGGAGGGGCAAGUGCUAUGCGGUUGUCUGUUUGCAAGAUGGCUGAUGUUGAUUGUGCAUUUAUCGAGAGUUACCGGUUUGUAUUUGGUCACCUUACUAUAGGGGGAAAAUAAACGGCGUGGGUCAAUAAACGUCACGUGACUCAAAAGUGAAAUGUGUACAAGCGAGGACCUUUUUAUUCCUGUCUCUAUAGAAAUAAGAACUUGUGUCGUAUAGCUCCGGGUGACUGCUCACGAACGAUAUCAAGCGUUCCUUCAUGUUGAAUGAGUGACUCUGGGUGGGGCUGCCGCCACAGCAGCAAGCAGGCUCCUGAUUGGUUAACGCGGCGCGAAAAUCCGCCAAAGUUAAAAAAAUUCAUCUCGGGCGUCAGCCGUAAAUUCGCGUCAAACGCAAAAUGCACAAAAAGCACCAUUUCCGCGUACCGCGCUAGACCCUCAAUUCGCGCCAUUCGCGCGAACUAGACACGCGAAUGAGGCGGAAUUGCGUCUGCCGCGCCAAACUCCUCAUCCACACCGCGAGACCUCCAGACGCGCGUCGAUGCAUCUUCACAUUGACUUAACAUUGAAAUCACUCGGGUUUGACGCCUCCACCGUGGCUGGUGUAACUGUGGGUUUACACCAAACGCGAAGCGUGCAAUCGCAUCGCGUUGCUUGCUCUAGAUUACUCAUGGGAUUUAACUUUGUGUCAUGCUAACAACUUGGCCGAAGACGCGUUUGAGGCGUAUAGCGCAGUUUUCACGGCAAAAGUGCCGCCCAUAUCGCGUCCUUCGCAUCGCCCCACGCGAGGACGCAUCUGAUCGCAUCUUUGCAUUGACUUUGUAUGUCGUUGAACUCGCAUCUGGUGUAAACCCACAGUAAACGCAGCAUAACAGUCCCUGAAACACCAGCUCAACCGAACAGUGCCAAAGCACCAUACUGUAAAAAACAGCAGCGUAUUACGUCGAUGAUUACAAUGAAAUUCCUUACAUAUGUAAAAGAAAUCACACCAUAAGCAUACAACGCAACACAUGUGACCACAAAACCAGUCGUAAGUCGCACAAGUGGGUGAUUCUCACGAAAACUUGGUUUUAAAAAUGUCAAGCAUGAAAAUGUAAAAAUUGCUUAAAUUUACUUUUUUUCCCACCAGACAUUGAAAAACAAAGUCUGGAGUAAAUGGGAACAUUAAUUUAAAAACUUUUACUUAUCAUUUAACACUUUUUGUAACAUAAUUUAAAAAAUUAGUCCUAAAAAAUCUCAUUACCGCAACAGUCAGAAAACAUCAACACUGACAUAUUUUCAAAAUGACAUGACAAACCUGAAAGAACAUAAUUUGGAGAUUCUGCACAUGCAUUUAAAAUCAAAGUAUUAUGCUUCUAUUAAUUAAAUUAACAUUUAAUAAGCAUCUGUUGCGGUAAUGAUAAUCAAAAUGUCGUGUAAGCAUUCUGACAAGACAAUAUUUCAAAUUAACUGUAAAAAAAUGAUCUUACCUGGUAGCCAUCUUGAAGUAACUGGUCCAUGUGCUUGGUCACUCAAAAUCAAACUUUAUUAAAAUUCUGUAUGUGUGCUUAAACUGUUCUCAAAAAGUGUUGCGGAGGAUGAGAACAUCAGGCAUGGACACAUCAUUUUCCUAAUUUUUCUUCAUUAUUAUUAUACAUGAAUAUUCAGUCAAUAUUUUUUCUGUCAUCUAAAGUAGUCUAGCAAAACAUCCAUUUAUUUUUUUUCUUAAUAUUUUUGUGUUAAUUUGAUUAAAUUACAACAUAACGCAUGUUCAAACACAGCCGGACACAUUGCGGUAAUGAGAAUUUCAGCAGAAAAUGAGAUAAAAUUUCCAAUUAUAAAUUCUUAUGUUGAAAUCACACAUUGUGCAAGGUAGAACACAGUAUUGUGUUAAUUCUGAUGCUUUUUAAUGUUACUAUAUUACACAUUUUAAAGCUAAAAUCAUUAGUGCCGUGGUGUUUCAAUGGUUUAGUGAGAAUCACCCAAGUAUUGCUUGAUUUUUCAGAACAUUUUAACCAAUUGCUUUCAAAAAAGUGGUCCCCAGCGUCCCCAGUGUAAAUGACACCUAUGCGCACCAAACACAUAUUUUGACAUGACGAGCAACACACGACGCUCCGAACACAUAUUUAUAAUUUGCGCCACUCGAAAGAAAAGUCACCGGCCGCCACUGCUUUUAAAUAUACUGUAGCUUUAGUAUUUGUUUUUAACUAAAUAUAUAGCUUUGUGAAAAGAUCAGUAAUUCCUUGCUAUUUAUUACCAAACUUUUUUUUUUAAUGCACAUGACUUUUGUCUUAUGUUCUUCAGCAAAUAUUUAAUGUCUGAUCUCAUGUGUUAUUUUAUUUUUUGAAGUGCAGCUGACAUUUGAAUUGUACUUUAUUAUAACAUGAAAUAAAUGUUUUAAACCUGAAUGAUCUAUAAUUGAUCUUUUUCAUUUUCCUGUAAUGACAUUUCAAACAUGUUGACCUAUAGA
Misgurnus anguillicaudatus (oriental weatherfish) is the source of this 10115-nucleotide messenger RNA. RefSeq lists its product as uncharacterized. Gene Ontology annotation, biological process: extracellular matrix organization. The record is from RefSeq and is a predicted model, not a curated record. Gene Ontology annotation, molecular function: extracellular matrix structural constituent conferring tensile strength. NCBI's taxonomy places the organism in Eukaryota, Metazoa, Chordata, Actinopteri, Cypriniformes, Cobitidae.